AUGACUAUGCUGCUACAAGUUCUUUCAUCCUCGAUUCCGUUUAAGCAAAACAAAAGUCAAACCAGCAGCCAAUAUUUCUUUCGCAAGCUUCACCUCUCCUCCUAUAUUAACCAAUCCAAUGUCAGUGAGCAUAUAGCAAGCAAUAUUAGCGUUGAAUUUGACAUAGCUUUGUUAGGCUUUGAGAAUCGUUUAUGUAAUAGAGACCUUGUUGCUGUCUUGAGCUCCAAGAACAUCCUUAACCAAUUGCGAUAUUGUGGGACGAUUCCUGAUAGGUUGGACCAUGUUCACCAGAUUAAAAGUACCAUGAGACCAAGAGAGAAUGUUCCAGACGGUCAUCGUGUGGGGCAAAGGCUGCUAGGCUCCAAAAGGGAAAGGGGAAGGCAAAAGUGGGGUAUUGAAAAGGUGCCUCUACUUUUGAGCUACAAAAAUCAAGAUAUAUUGUUGUGUAUUGGAACUAGGAACGCAUUAAAUAUUAUUAUAAGAUCCUUGAAAAUCCUUGCAUAUCAGUCUAGCAAUAGAAAAUGUACCUUCUAUAAGAAAAAACUUAUAUUAUGCUAA
Molecule: messenger RNA, 558 nt
Organism: Phycomyces blakesleeanus NRRL 1555(-)
Lineage: Eukaryota; Fungi; Mucoromycota; Mucoromycetes; Mucorales; Phycomycetaceae
Exons: 5
Coding region: 1-558 (185 amino acids)
Source: RefSeq, a predicted model, not a curated record